This is a messenger RNA of Durusdinium trenchii, 1469 nucleotides long. Lineage: Eukaryota; Dinophyceae; Suessiales; Symbiodiniaceae. The record is from the annotation of a GenBank genome assembly.
CAGACAGAUUCUUUUAGCAAAGAUGAUACAGAAGCUGCAUAGCUCCUUUUCAUUUUGGUGCUGAAGCAGGACGGAAUAUGGUCAAAGUACACCUGUUCAGCACAUCACAUCUUCGCUGCCCUGCCAAAGUGUUGAGUGAAUGGCCCUGUACUGGCUUGAGCAGGUCUUGGGAGACUGGGGGGACUCCAAAGGAAACCGCUACGAGGUGAGCUUGGAUGAGACUGGGUUUUCUUGCAGUGUGAGAACGACGCGAAAGGGUGGACGCAUACAAACUACCCAUCGGAUGUUGAAAUACAACAGCAAGACAAACUGCUUGAUGUGGGGGACAAGCUACUACCUUGAGGUCGAUGUCUCCAACAGUUCCAAGGUGCACUGGAAGCCUUUGAAGGACGUCCAGCCGUACACGUGGUACAGGCUGGAGUUGGAAAGGCAAAGUCACGAAAUCCAGAUCUGUCCUGAGCCAGCUGGCUGGGAGGCUUGGGAUGCAGAGCAGUUUUGGGGCCCAGAUGAGACCUGGCCAGAGGAGAUAUUGCCACCCACGCUAGAAGAAGUUGUUGGAUCGUGGAAAGAUUACCUGGGUAGUCGCUACAUCAUCACACUUGACGACUCCGGCACCAGCUGUAGUGCCACAAUUGUUUUGAAAGAUGGCCGUACCAGCCUAGCCUUUGAGACCAUUAAGUACAAUGCCAGUGAUGUGUUUUGGGGAGAUACCUACUACUUGCUGCCCGUGAGGAACGACACUAGCAUUUGCUGGAAGUCAACAGAGUCUGGGGGAGAGUUUUGGUGGGAGUCCUGCAUUGCCACUGAUUCGGCUGAUGAACCUCUGGAGGUCCCCUAUGUGUUGAGCAGGAGCAACUUGCAAGCAUUGCUUAAACAGAUGGUGGGAAGAUGGAGUGAUGAGGACCGCAGCACUUAUACAGUGACAAUGGAUGAGUCUGGUCACUCGUGUACCGUUGAAACUCAACGUUCUGACGGACGAACCAAAGUGUCAGAGGGCCUAUUGAGGUACGAUGCUGAAAAGCAGUGUGUGAUGUGGGGGAAGUCUUUCUACUUGGAUGUGCGAGGUGCAGGCGAUGUUGCCUGGGUCCCUGUUGGGAAAGGCAAAAUAUUUCGCUGGCUUCUUUGCCAAUCCUCAGGUUCGGCUGCGCCCAUUAAAAGCUGGGCCCAAGUUUGCUUGGAAGAGAUCUUGGGUCAGUGGGAAGAUGAUCGAGAGACAGUCUAUACUGUUAGCCUGGAUGAGUCUCUGAGCUCGUGCAGUGUUAAGACUCAAAGGCCAGAUGGUGAGAGCCGCUACUCAGAAGCCCUGCUGACUGCUGAGAAUAGUUCCAAGCGGAUUUGGUGGGCUUCUGCUUACUUUGCCGAUCUUCAAGAACGGAACAAGGAGAUCCUUUGGAUGCCCACAAAGCCUGGCAAGCGCACCUUCAAAUGGCACCGAUACGAUUGGUGUUGACAAAAGUGUGACCUCCAAC